AUGCCGGAUCGAUCAGAAGUCGCCUAUUAUGGCGCCGGACCAGCUCCUUUGCCGACACCAGUCAUUGAAGCCAGUGCCAGAGCAUUCGUCAACUUUGAAAACACUGGCCUCUCCCUGGCUGAAAUCUCACAUCGCUCCCCGACAGCAAAUAAAGUCCUGGCCGACGCCAAGGAAGCACUGACCUCGCUCUAUGACAUUCCUACAGAUGAAUAUGAUAUCUUCUUCAUGCAAGCUGGAGGCACCGGAGAGUUCAGUGCUGCCCUGCAAAAUCUGGUCGGUGCUUGGAUUGAGAAGCGCCGAAGAAGAGCGGUGGCCGAGCUCGGCGAAGGUAAAGACGCAGAGGUAGUGGAACGCGUGAAGAAGGAGAUUGAAUCUGACCUCAAGGUGGAUUAUCUGGUCACAGGGUCUUGGUCCCUCAAAGCGAGCCAAGAAGCCUCCAGGUUGAUUGGGUCCAAGUUCGUCAAUGUGGCUGUCGAUGCGAGGAAGAGCAACAAUGGCAAAUUUGGGGUCAUCCCUCCAGAGCAGGAAUGGAAAUUGUCACCCCAUAGUGCUCUGACCUAUUUCUGUGACAAUGAAACAGUGGACGGUGUCGAGUUCCCAGAAUUUCCCGAGUCAUUGGGCGGUGACGAUGAAAGAAUUGUGGUCGCCGACAUGUCGAGCAAUUUCGUCAGUCGCAAAAUUGAUGUCCGCAAGUUUGGCGUCAUCUUCGGUGGUGCUCAGAAGAACCUGGGGAUCGCUGGUAUCACUGUGGUGAUUAUCCGCAAAUCCCUGCUCACCCUUGUCCCUCCACCAACAUUCCUACAUCAACUCUCCUCAGUUCUACCAACUUCCGGAGCACUUCCACCAAUCAUGUUCUCAUUCUCAACCAUCGCUUCCAACAACAGUCUCUACAACACGCUGCCUAUCUUCAAUCUCUACGUCGCUACACUAGUCCUCCAGAGCCUUGCCUCCACAUUCGGCUCGCAAAGAGUGUCUGGACAGGAGGAGAUAGCAGACAAGAAGGCCAAACUUCUUUAUGACACCCUGGACGAAUACCCAGACACCUACCAUGUCGUCCCUGACAAGAGCGUCCGAAGCCGAAUGAACAUCUGCUUCCGCAUCAUUUCCGGCAAAUCUGACACCGGAGUCUCGCCCGAUGAAGCAAAGGAGAAAUCCUUUUUGUCGGGUGCAGAGAAACGAGGCCUGUUGGGUCUCAAAGGCCAUCGCUCCGUCGGAGGCAUCCGAGCAAGCAACUACAAUGCCGUUCCAUUGGAAAAUGCACAGAAACUGGCUCAAUGGUUGACAGAGUUUGCCAAGUCGUGA
This is a messenger RNA of Exophiala bonariae, 1302 nucleotides long. RefSeq lists its product as uncharacterized. The record is from RefSeq and is a predicted model, not a curated record. The transcript has 2 exons. Gene Ontology annotation, biological process: L-serine biosynthetic process. NCBI's taxonomy places the organism in Eukaryota, Fungi, Ascomycota, Eurotiomycetes, Chaetothyriales, Herpotrichiellaceae. Bases 1 to 1302 code for a protein of 433 amino acids. Gene Ontology annotation, cellular component: cytoplasm. Gene Ontology annotation, molecular function: pyridoxal phosphate binding; O-phospho-L-serine:2-oxoglutarate transaminase activity.